Molecule: messenger RNA, 1014 nt
Organism: Penicillium angulare
Lineage: Eukaryota; Fungi; Ascomycota; Eurotiomycetes; Eurotiales; Aspergillaceae
Product: NRPS-like enzyme
Exons: 2
Coding region: 1-1014 (337 amino acids)
Source: RefSeq, a predicted model, not a curated record
AUGGAAAUUGAUGAACAUGGACUUGAAUAUCACGAAGGGGCCCAGCUAUUUUACAUCUUGAUUUAUUACCAAUACGAGCUAGCCUUGGUCCGUAACUCGGAGUUUGAAAAGCACCAGGUCGCUUUUACUAUCUUCCAACAGGCAGAUUAUCACACCUCGGAUCUUUUGUUCGGCACCCGAAUCCAUCAAAGUCGGACUUGUGGCGGUGGUCAGCGAGAGCUGACGAUAGGUACUGCCGCUUUGGUGGUAGGUGCACGGCGUUUCCAGGCUCCUCUUAUGAUAUCGCUGAAUUCGAGUAAGGAUCUGGCUCUGGACGAACGCGCUGUUAUGAUUGAGAAGCUUUGGCCAAGUAUUCAAGAGGCCAAUGCGGUCUGUCCGGCUCAUGCACGUAUUGCGAAGACUCAUAUUUUUUUUUCUACACAAGAGAAACCAAUGCUUCGUACUGCAAAAGGAACUAUGCAGCGCGCUGGGACAUUAGCACAAUACCACCAGGAGCUAGAGGACCUCUACGCAGAUGUGGAAAAGGUAUCAGGGCAUACUGCCAGCUUUGAUAAACGUGGUUUUAGUAACAAUCCAGACGUGCUAUCUCAGUAUAUCCGGGAAUCUCUAUUGGAGAUUGCCGGGUGGACAGAUGAACUCUCUGACACUGAGAACUGUCUUGCUCGUGGUCUAGAUUCUCUACAGAUAAUCACGGCCACUCGUAUCCUUAGACAGGGUCUCAAUCUACCAGACCUCAACCCAAGCAUUAUAUACUUGCACCCCACAGUCAAAGAUUUAACCGAAGCAGUCCUUUGGCUACAUCAGGAAGGAGAGCAGUCUUCCAAGGCCUAUAAUAAGGCACAGCUCCAAGAAAGAGAGAAACUUCUUCGAGGGCUUGUUGGUCAAAUGGAUGUUUCUUCAAGGACUAAGUCCCAUGUUGGAAAAGAGAACUCCGAACAAAGCGUGAUAUUGACCGGUUCCACGGGCAAUUUGGGUACUUUCAUUCUAGACGCCCUUCUGAAGAACGAUUUGUGA